Messenger RNA from Umbelopsis ramanniana AG, 2540 nucleotides. RefSeq lists its product as uncharacterized. The coding region runs from base 97 to 2325 and encodes 742 amino acids. Gene Ontology annotation, biological process: protein import into nucleus; regulation of DNA-templated transcription; mRNA export from nucleus. Lineage: Eukaryota; Fungi; Mucoromycota; Umbelopsidomycetes; Umbelopsidales; Umbelopsidaceae. Gene Ontology annotation, molecular function: structural constituent of nuclear pore. The record is from RefSeq and is a predicted model, not a curated record. The transcript has 19 exons. Gene Ontology annotation, cellular component: nuclear pore; nuclear pore outer ring.
UAAAAAUUUCGGCGACCAAACUCAACGAGACUGUGAAAUGCAUCAAGGAACGCGUUGACAUUUUUGUUUUUGCUCACAACUAAACAGCUCUCGGCAAUGUUUAGUGACGAUGCAGCAUCCCAAAGUGGAAUAUAUUCUAAGCCAGGUGAACUUGCGAAUACCAUGAAUGUCCAAGAAUCAGAGAGUCUUGAAGAUAUCGACAGCGAAUUUGCCGAGAUUUUGGAUAGUGCAGAUCGCAUCUUAGAAGAUAAAAAAACGCUAUGCCGAAAGUUUGGGGAUCUUUCGCAAGAAAGAGCCAGCCAAUUAUCAGAGUCAAUCCCUUCACAAUCAAUCGAAACAGCCAGCUUCCUGCGGAAUGAAUCCAAAACAUGGGAUCUUAUAUCUUCUCUCUUUAAUAGGCAAACUGAUAAUGAUGAUAAUGUCGCUCUUCAAGAACACUUGCGUGUACUCAGAUGGCUGCAGGAUACAGCGCCAAAACUACAACCUACAACAUAUGAUAAAAAAGAAUGGAAACGUUCUGGAGUGAGCUCCUUUGAGCAGCGAUCAAGAAAGAUCAAUGCCAGUAUGAAAACACAAACAAUGAUGGAAAUUGACGACGAUGGCCCGCAAAGGCAAAAGCGACGGCUGCAACCACAAGGUUCAGACUCUAACCGCCAAAUAACCAAAUCACUGUUUAACUUCGUGCGAAGAGGACAAAUUAAAGAGGCCAUAAAAAUGUGUGAGCUCUGCGAUGAACCAUGGCAAUCAGCCGGGUUAUAUGGAUACCUGGAGCACAACCAAGGAAUGACAGAUGGAGAUGGCGUAUUACGCGUCAAGAGUUUAUCAUCGUUAGAAGCGACUGCCCGAAACCUUUGGAGGACGUCUUGCAGCCAGAUAGCAAAGGAUAGCAAUGCAGAUUUGUAUGAACGGGCAACCUAUGCCGCAUUAUGUGGUGAUGUCGAAAAUACCCUGCCUGCUUGUUCUACCUGGGAGGAUACCGUGUGGGCAUAUUACAAUGCACUUGUGGAGAACUUACUACACGAUAUUAUGGUCUCAGGAAGUGGCUCAACAAACGAUAUUCCGCCUGAAGAGAUCAUAUUCAGUAGCGCACAGAGAAAGGACAACAACGCAGAUCGCCCAACUCGGUGUUUCCAUUAUUGUCAAGCCAUGAUCAUCACGAAUCGCUUAGAUGAGCUGGUAGACGCAUUACACAAUGCUUUGGUGUUAAAAAAAACUGCUAAUGAAUUGUUAAUAAUUACGGAUAACAACCUCCGCCAUCACUUGCUUCGAUUUGUCACUCUGUUAAUAUUGUAUUUGAGCUCAAUAUCAGCAUAUACACCGACUGCCGAAAGCGACGCUAUUAUAUGCGAAUACAUAAAAUGUCAUUCUCAAUCCGACAACGGUUUAAAGGCACAGAUUGUUGCACUGUAUUGCUCAAAGCUCUCAAGUGCAGAAAAACAAGCACAUACGUACUCUACGUAUUUGCAACAUUUUGAUGGUGAUCGAGGUGAACGCGAGCUGCUAAUUGAAGUUGGCCAACAUCACCAACUUGAUGUGCAUCGAAUAUUGUGGAACUUAUACCAAAAGGAAGCUCCAACAAAAUUGAAGCAGUAUUCCCCAAGCACCACCACAAGGCACAUAAAGAGCGAACCAGUAGACCCUUCCGUUGUACGACAAAUUCGAAGUAUUGAGUGGCUCACAUUCGAUGAACGGCUUCAUCCAGAGGCUAUAAUUCAGAGCAAUGCAAUGAUCAGAUGUUUCUUAGCCGAUGGCAACAUUAGUGCAGCACAGACUGUUUUUGCCUACUUACCAAGCUCAAUCAUAAGUUCAAUCUUAAACGAGCAGACAGACGAUAAACGAGACUUGAAUCAUAUCGUGGCUGAAAUGAAGCUGGAUGACGUGCUAAUUGAAACAUGCGGGUUGUUCAGUUUGUGGAGCAACCUUCAUACUAAACGACCAACGGAGACCGAUUCGCUGGAAGGCCUGCGUGCAUAUCAAGAAUGGGCUUCACAAUUCGAGCAACUGAGUUUCACUCUCAUCAGUAAGCUACAGCACUUACUUCGAUCACGCUGGUGCCUUAAUGAUAACCCUGGUCAAAUGAUACCAAAUGCAGUAUUGCGGCAGAUGUACAUACCUGAAUUAGUAUUGAACCUGCACCAAGUUCUAUUUGAGACGCAAGAAUUGCUGCCAGGGAACUUGGAAAAAAGUCUUGGAAUUAGCGACAUGGUCGCCAGUGAUGAACUCGGUAUCAAUUUAGAUUUUGUACGGGCUCACCGCAUGGGUGAACUGGUGCAUCGCAUACAGCAGUCUUCCAUCAAAAUGUUACAACUACAGCAACAGUCUUAAGAGACAGUUUUGUAACUUAAACAUCAGCAGUCAUAUCUUUUACGAUGCUUAUUAAUGUACCAUACAAAUUCAAAAAGUAAAAUACACAUGGAUAAUGUGGAUAAUGAGGAGAACCGAAACCUGGAGGAGAUGCGUAAACAUGAGCACUAUUUUUUAUUUUAGAUAUCCCUCAUCAUAUAAAUCAUCUAGAAUCUGAAUAGCAUUCUCUACGUGGC